AUGUUCGAGAACUUGUGCGCGCUCCCAGUGGAGCACGAUAUUUUUGUGCAAGCGAUACAUCCAGAAGAGCCCGUUAUAUCUGUAGGCUUGGCUAGCGGCCAUGUCCAGACUUUCAGGCUGCCUUCUGACGCGACCGACGACGACGACGAUGACACGGCGCCAGCCUCGGAGAAAGGCUUUGGUACCAUAGACAAUGUCUGGCGCACACGGCGACACAAGGGAAGCUGUCGAACACUCGGAUACAGCGUUGAUGGUACGUCGCUGUACUCGGCAGGAACAGAUGGCAUCGUCAAGGUCGCAGACUCCAUGACCGGCCAGGUCACUGCGAAGAUUGCUGUACCGCUAGAUCCCGCCAAUGGUGGCAUCGAUGCGCCUACGCUCGUCUACGCCCUUUCUCCGCAAUCGCUCAUCCUCACAACCGACUCCGGCGCACUGCACAUCUACGACAUUAGGAACCUCAAGGGUGGCGAAAAGGUCUCCCUGAAGCCCGAAAACUCACACCGUCCGCACGAUGACUACGUCUCCUCCCUCACACCUCUACCACCCACGCAAGCGAGUACCAGUGGCUUCAGCAAGCAAUGGGUCACAACAGGUGGCAGCACACUGGCAGUCACCGAUCUGCGGAGAGGAGUCAUGGUUCGCAGUGAGGACCAAGAGGAGGAGCUGCUUUGUUCCACCAUUGUCACCGGGCUACCAAAGAAGGGCUCGAGUGUAGGUGAGAAGGUCAUAGUAGGUGCAGGCGACGGUGUUCUCACACUGUGGGAGCGCGGAGUAUGGGACGACCAAGACGAGCGCAUCAUCGUCGACCGCUCCAAGGGAGGCGGCGAGAGUCUGGAUUCCAUCACUGUCGUACCAGACGGUGUUGGACCCGGCGGCAAGCACAUCGCAGUAGGCUUGGGCAACGGAGACAUUCGAUUUGCUAAGCUCGGCCCGAAUAAGAUUGUCUCGGAGCUCAAGCAUGACGAGCUGGCCAAGGAGAGCGUCAUUGGUCUCGGCUUCGACGUUACUGGUCGCAUGAUAAGCAGCGGUGGAAAGACCGUCAAAGUGUGGGGAGAGAAGACCUGGCAGGACGUUGAUGAAGAUGAUGAAGAUGAUGAGGAGCCUGCCAAUGGCAAGCGAGACCACGAGAGCGAGGAUGAUGGUGAUAGCGACGAGGAUAUGGAUGAUAGCAGCGAAGAGGACGAGCCAAAGCAGAAGCGCAAGAAGAGAAAGAAGAACAAGGGCGGGCAGGCCCCGGAUGACUGCAACUGCUUCUACUCUGCUCUCUCCAAGACGGCUGUAUUCCAGCCCGCUACGCUCGAAGGCCCCGCCGGUGUUGACGGCCGGCUAGAUGAGAUUGCACAAACGCAUGUCAGAGAUUUUGUGGCGGAGAAGAGGUCUCAGGGGGGCGAGCGACCUAAUGUGCCCCCGUCGAAGCUUUAUCAACCGCUCAUAGACGGCGAAAUACGCGUCUUGGAGUUAUAUGCAGGAGAACCCGGAAGUCCACUUAAAGGAGCUCUACACACAGUUAGCAUCGACUUCUCGUAUCCUGCAAGAGAGGAGCAAUAUACUCAGCCUUUCGACAAUCCAGCAAACACAAGCAGGAGAACCUUGACCUUCACGAGGCAUACCAACCAUGCCGUUUCGCUUGUUACAGGGGGACCUGUGUGGUUUACCGCACUGAGCUAUGUCUGGGGCGCACCCGUCUUUGACCACACAGUAGCGUUCGAGCAUGGUGAGUUGAAGAUUACAGCAACCCUCGCAGGGGCCUUGGAACACAUGCGCUCCACUCAGCAUAGUGUGGUCAUGUGGGCGGACCAGAUCUGCAUCAACCAGGAAGACAAGGCAGAGAAGGUGCAACAGAUCCCACUCAUGGGGAUGAUAUACACACAUGCGACGGAAACCCUUAUAUGGCUCGGCGACGAAAACGGAGAGGACCCGGCCCUCGCAUUAGACUUGAUGGAAACCGUCUACGUGCGUCUGCAAGGGACCGAUGCGCAAGUAACGCCCGCCGACUUUUCGAGGCUGGACUUUCCACCCAGCGAUGACCGAGCAUGGUGGGCAGUCCGCCAAUUCCUCCGGCGACCCUGGUUUGGCAGGCUGUGGACCAUUCAAGAAGCUGUUCUUUCAAGAAACCUGUUUGUAAAAUGCGGCAAGGCAGAGGUCUGCUGGGAUGACUUUGCAGCGUGGUGUUACGACUUGAGAGAAACCCACAUUCUCAGCUGGCUAACAGCAGAUGUUGUGCUGAAGGAGAAAUACGGCGAGGUUACCAAUGCUUGGACGCUGCCACCACAAGGGGCGACGGUAGUCAAUUCGAUACAAGCUGAUCGCCUGCACGGCUUGACACUUGUCCAAAAAGAAGCCUUACUGACUAUCCUGGAGUCUACGCGGUAUGCUCAGGCGACCGAGCCGAAAGACAAGAUUUACGGCGUACUGGGUAUAGCAGAUUCGACCGUCGUACCGGAUUAUAAAGGAUCCACCAGAGAGGUAUACCACAACGCCUGCCUGACGGAGAUUCCGCUGCGUAUAUACGAGCUGCUGAGCUGCGUCGACCACGAGGAGCCGCUUCGGCCAUCAUGGGUACCAGAUUGGAGCGCACCUCGUGUGACAAAAGCCCUGGGCUACUUGACAAAGUCUUGGGCUCUAUAUUGUGCGGGCGGUAGACCCGUCACAGGCGCGCAGCUACCCAAAGUGGUCUUGAGCGAUGACAAACGCGAGAUCACGCUCUGUGGUAAGGUCGUCGAUACAAUUGCCAUCAUAGGCAAUGUUAGCAACGACCCUUUCCUUGAUAUCACCAAUCCGCCGCUGAGCAACAGUGAUUUGAGAUCCUACGCGGAGCUGGUCAUGGGUGCAGGUCGAACACAGACCUACCUCCUACUAGGCACUUCAACCUACGAGGCCUUUCUACACACACUACUGGCAGGACGCGAUGGCACAGGCGUCUUAGCUCCCUCCGCGGAUCACAGCGAGGUCUUUGGCUUAAUUCUCGAUGCCACGACAGGAAAAUCUCUCUCCCUUCCCGGCCAGACUAUGAGCAUCCGGCGGCAGAAAGGCUACUUCAACCUCGACAGUCUCAAGACGAGGAAGCCAGCCAAGAUCUUGGAAGACUUGAAUACGGCGCUCCGGGCCGCCUUAGAGAUGCGGCGAUUUGCUGUAACCGAGAAGGGCUACUUUGCGCUAGUGCCGAGAGGUGUGCAAGUCGGUGAUAAGGUCGCUGUAUUCGAUCGAGCAUGUGUACCUUUUGUGAUGAGGCAGAUCCAAGUUGAAGGGGAUGGCAAGAAGUUCGAGCUUUUGGGCGAAGCAUACGUUCAUGGUGUCAUGAAGGGGGAAGUAAUGGCUAUGGAGGAUAUCGAACUUCAGGAUAUCACGCUUCUCUGA
Molecule: messenger RNA, 3357 nt
Organism: Alternaria alternata
Lineage: Eukaryota; Fungi; Ascomycota; Dothideomycetes; Pleosporales; Pleosporaceae
Product: WD40 repeat-like protein
Exons: 3
Coding region: 1-3357 (1118 amino acids)
Molecular function (GO): protein binding
Source: RefSeq, a predicted model, not a curated record